Sus scrofa (pig) is the source of this 3231-nucleotide messenger RNA. Lineage: Eukaryota; Metazoa; Chordata; Mammalia; Artiodactyla; Suidae. The record is from RefSeq and is a predicted model, not a curated record.
GUCCUCCGGAGCUCAUUGGUGCCUUACGCAUGCGCAGUGGGUGAGCAGCCGGCACUGGGCGGGUCUGGCGUUCGAGGCGCGGCCGCUUACGGAGAGGUUCGGCGGAGCGGCCCCUGCCAUCGCAGAUUCUCCCACAACUGAGUUCCUAAAGCACAUUUGUAUAAGUAACAGUUCUCAAGUCAAACUUGAAUUCUAAUCCAGGUCUCUGCCAAUUCCAGUAUGUGACUUUGGGUAUGCAAAGAAGCCUUUUCACACAGAUGUCCUCAGAGAUAAUAUGGAUCAGUCCGGAGUUCUCCUCUGGGUAAAAGCAGAACCCUUUAUAGUGGGCGCAUUGCAGGUCCCCCCUCCGUCCAAGUUCAGUCUUCACUAUCUCAGGAAGAUAUCCAGCUAUGUGCGAACCCGGGCCACUGAGGGCGGCUACCCACGCCUGUCCUGGUCUACAUGGAGGCACAUUGCAUGUGGGAAGCUGCAGCUGGCUAAGGAUCUGGCGUGGCUUUACUUUGAAAUAUUUGAUAGUCUUACAGUGAAGACACCAGAGGAGCGCCUGGAAUGGUCUGAGAUUCUGUCCAACUGCAUGUCUGGGGAUGAAGUUGAAAAGCAAAGAAAUCAGCUUUCAGUGGACACCCUGCAGUUUCUGCUCUUCUUAUAUAUACAGCAGUUAAACAAAGUCUCCCUGAGGACAUCUUUGAUUGGAGAAGAGUGGCCUAGUCCCAGACACAGAUCUCAGUCUCCUGACCUGACUGAAAAAUCCAGUUGUCAUAAUAAGAACUGGAAUGAUUACAGUCACCAAGCUUUUGUCUGUGAUCAUCUGUCAGAUCUCCUUGAGCUGCUUUUAGAUCCAGAACAACUCACUGCAUCAUUUCAUUCGACCCACAGUAGUCUAGUCUCGCGAGAAGCUGUUGUGGCUCUCAGCUUUCUUAUUGAAGGUACUGUGAGUGGAGCCAGGAAGAUCUAUCCACUUUACGAACUUGCACUGUGGCAACCACUGCAUGCAGAAACUGGCUUCUCAAAGACGUCUAAGGCCUUUUCUUUCUACAAGCUGGAAGCCUGGUUGAGAGCCUCUUUGACUGGGAAUCCAUUUGGUACAUCGGCUUGCCUCAAGUCAGGGAAGAAAUUGGCUUGGGCUCACCAAGUUGAAGGCACGACCAAAAGAGCUAAGAUUGCUUGUAACACUCACGUGGCGCCUAGGAUGUACCGCAUGGUGGUGAUGAGCCAGGUUUACAAGCAGACAUUGGCCAAGAGCUCAGAUACUCUGGUGGGGGCACAUGUGAAGAUCCACCGUUGCAAUGAGUCUUUCAUAUACCUGCUCUCUCCCCUACGAUCUGUGACAGUUGAGAAGUGCAGGAAUAGCACCUUUGUCCUGGGCCCAGUACAGACUGCCCUUCACCUCCACAGCUGUGACAACGUUAAAGUCAUUGCCGUUUGCCAUCGUCUGUCCAUCUCUUCUACGACAGAUUGCAUCUUUCACAUUCUGACACCUACGCGCCCACUUAUUCUCUCUGGGAACCAGAGAGUAACUUUUGCCCCUUUUCAUACUCAUUACCCAAUGCUGGAGGACCACAUGGCCAGGACCGGCCUUGCAGCAGUGCCUAACUAUUGGGAUAACCCCAUGAUUGUGUGCCGGGAGAACAGCAACACAAGUGUCUUCAGACUCUUGCCACCGUGUGACUUCUAUGUAUUUAUUAUUCCCUUUGAAAUGGAAGGGGACACAACAGAGAUACCUGGGGGUCUUCCAUCUGCAUAUCAGAGAGCACUGGGCCAAAGAGAAAAGAAGAUACAGAUCUGGCAGAAAACUGUGAAAGAGGCUCGUUUGACAAAGGAUCAAAGGAAGCAGUUCCAGGUACUUGUGGAAAACAAGUUCUAUGAGUGGUUGAUUAAUACAGGACAUCGUCAGCAGUUGGACAGCCUUGUGCCUCCUACAGUGGGCUCCAAACAAGCAGCAGGAUAAAACUUCCUCAUCAAAAUGCUGUCUAGACAUUCAUCUCCACAUAACCACGCCCACAGCAUGGGGAAGUUCCUGGGCCAGGAGAAGAACCCACGCCACAGCAGCAACCCAAGCCACUGCAGUGACAACACUGGAUCUUUAACCCACUGCACCACAAGAGGAUUCCAAAUUUUUUGUUUAUUUUUUUCCCUUUUGGCCAUGCCAGCAGCAUGUGGAAGUUCAAAUCUGAGCUACAGCAGUAAGAAUGCUGGGUCCUUAACUUGCUAAGCCACCAGGGAACUCUUGGACAUUUCAUAUAAAGGGCAUCGGACAACCUGUGGCCUUUGCGUCUGCCCUCUUUCACUGAGCAUAAUGUUUUCAGGGUCCAUCUGCGUUGUAGCGUGUGUCAGUAGGUCAUUCCUUCUUAUGGCUGAAUACUAAUGUCAUUGUAUGGAGAGACACACUUUGUUUAUUUGUUCAUCAGUUGAUGGACAUUUGAGUGGCUUUCACUUUUCAGCUGUUGUGAAUAAUGCUGCUGUGUGUACUUGCGUGUACAAGUUUUGUGUGGAGAUGCUUUUAUUUCUCCUGGGCACACUAUACAGCGGCGUAGAAUUGCAAGGUCAUACGUUUCACUUUUUGCAGAACCACUGAACUAUUUUCCAAAGCUGCGUAAGUGUAUUCUUUGUCGUUUACUUUUAAUAAUUAUUUACAUUUUCAAAGUGUGUAUUACUUUUCAUAAAAAAGAAUUUUGCAAUAUGUAGCUAAUAAAUACUGAGACAAAGAAUUGGAAAUUUGAUGAAGAUUAUCCAAAGGAAAUGGGAACUUUUAUAAAAGGAUAAAAAUUUUAGUUUAGAUUAAUCCCCGUAGCCUGCUACUUUAUGUCGAUGUUUGAAUUUCUUUUCUUCUAUUAUGAACUAAUGUGACCCUCAGAGAAAGGAAUGUAAUUAACUUUUAAUUUCACAUAUUUAAUCACCCUAAAUUAUCAUCUGAUCUUGAUGUAUGUGAAUUUAUGAAAAGGAUUUUUUCCCUGCUUCUGCAUGAAGGCAAUAGAAAAUAAAGUUAUUAGGAGUUCCCAUCGUGGCGCAGUGGUUAACGAAUCCGACUAGGAACCAUGAGGUUGCGGGUUCGGUCCCUGCCCUUUCUCAGUGGGUUAACGAUCCGGCGUUGCCGUGACCUGUGGUGUAGGUUGCAGAUGCGGCUCGGAUCCCGCAUUGCUGUGGCUCUGGUGUAGGCCAGGGGCUACAGCUCCAAUUCGACCCCUUGCCUGGGAACUUCCAUAUGCCGCGGGAGCGGCCCAAAGAAAUAGC